AUGAUGACUGACAAAACCAUGGACCUCGAGUUUCUCAAGGAGAAGAAAACGCUAUCUGAUUUGGACCUCAAAUUAUUUGCGAUAUUGAACGAUGUUUUACAACCAGAAGUGAGUCUCUAUGAGAGAGAAGCCGCAAAGAGAAUUGAUGAACUAGCACCGCUGGGGCAUCAGUCUGAAGAUGGAAAUUCAAAUGAUGAAAGUAUUGAAGACUUCCUUUGGUCAUUAUGGUCACUCGUCAUUGAAGUCAUUCAAUUGUCUGAGACUUCCCUAUGGGAAGGCCUUCCUUUACUGGGUGCUUUUAUGAGAGACAAUUGGAUAUCACCCACAUACAACAGCGAAGUUCCAGAAGUUCAAUCAGCUGAAAAGUGGGCAAACUUGAAUUCCUUUGCAGCCAGAUUAUUUGGCGAAAGUCUUGCUCAGUGGAAAAACUUCGCAGUCUGGUCGUUAAAUGCUGCACUAGAAGAAGAGAUCCAAGACCAAAAGAUUCUGAUCUGCAAUAUCACAGUGGCACGAGAAUGGAUUACUCAAGCUGGAGAGCGGAUAUUCAGAGAAGCCAACGAGCAUCCCUCCGAUAAGGAGUGUCGCGUCAUGAGCGCGGGCUCUCUCUACAACGGAAAAGCAGGGUUGAGUUUUGAGAGAUGGGAAUUCUGGAAGAAACGGUUCAGAGAAAUCGGAAGACUGACCUCUGGUGAUAUCUCCAAGGUUUGUAUCGCUAUGGCGGACAAAAUGGAUGGCAUUGGAGGUACACUGGAUCAGAAGUAA
Molecule: messenger RNA, 762 nt
Organism: Penicillium pulvis
Lineage: Eukaryota; Fungi; Ascomycota; Eurotiomycetes; Eurotiales; Aspergillaceae
Product: DUF3632 domain-containing protein
Exons: 3
Coding region: 1-762 (253 amino acids)
Source: RefSeq, a predicted model, not a curated record